UCCCAUCGGUUCUUCUAGUCCUGUCCUUGGUGGAUGUUCGCCCUUAGUCACUUAACUGCCCGUGUGCCUGAGGGGUUUUCUGUACAAGAAUAUAGCUCAUCAUAGUUGUCAUAGGUGGAAGGCAGAUUUUUAAAAAUGUUUACCUCUCUAAGAUACUUAGAAAUAUGGACUUAAAAUACAGCCUAAGUGAUGCUUGUUGACUUUAAAAAUGGGACAUUUAUUUUACAGAAUAAUUCAUUCCAAGGGCUUCUUUAGAAGAUGGUUACUCCUGUGGGGCAAUUAAAGCUUGCCAUUUUAUAAAACUUUGCUUUACACACAAACUUGAUUAAAAAAUAUUUCUGUUGCUAGUGAUAUUUUAUGAAUAAAUCGAGUUGAGACUUAAGUCCUUAAAUAAUUCUUAUCGAUAAAUUUUAAUAUAGAAACACCUCAUUAACCUGGAUUGGGGAAUCUCAGUUCUCACAGAUGAAAAUCAGGAAGGAUUCCUGAGUAACCAAAAUUUAGACUCCUAAUCAUUGUUUACAGUAGUGCCUGGCAUGGUGUAGGCACUUAAAAAAUACUCGUUGACUGAAAUGUGUUCAGAUACUAGGUCUUGGAGAUACAGCCAAACCAAAACCAAACCCACUGUCCUUGAUUGAUUCUGACUCAUAGUGACCCUGUCGGACAGAGCAUUAGGGUUUCCAAGGCUGUAAUCUUUAUGGAGGCAGAUUGCCCUAUCUCUCUCCCUGCGGAGCAGCCAGUGGGUUCGAACCACUGACCUUUCCAUUAGCAGCGAAGCGCUUAACCACUGCACCACCAGAGUUUCUCCUGGCGUACAAUAGUCACCAAAACCAGACUUGCAGGAGGUAGCUGUUCAUCAUAUAAUCAGCAUAAAUGUAAAACUGCACCCUGGUAAGACUUGGGAGAGGAGCCCUGGUGGUGCAGUGGUUAAGCAGUUGGCUGUUAAUCUGAAGGUCAGGAGUUCGAACUCAGCAGCUGCUCCAAGGGAGGAAGAUGUGGCAGUCUGCUCCAGUAUAGAUUUACAGCCUUGGAAACCCUAUGGGGGCAGUUCUGUACUGUCCUAUAGUGUGGCUAUGAGCUAGAAUUGACUUACGGCACUGGGUUAAGACUUGUGAAGGAAAGAUACCUGAGUAUAUACAGGGAGACCUUGCCUUACUUGAAGAGCAAAGGCUCCCCCUCUCCCUCUAAGAGGACAUGUGACCUGAGAUCUGAAGGAUGAGUGGGAAGUAACCAAGUAAAGGCGAGUGAGUGGGUGGGGGGAGGCGGAGGGAACAUUUAAAGAACCUGAAGGAGGUCAGUGUGGCUGAAUCCAGAGGAAGGGGAGACAGUGAGGUGGAACUGAAAUGAUAGAUCAUGGGGCUAGACAAGGUAUCAGAAUUUUGUUCUCAAAGUUGAAGGGGGACCAGCUAGGGUUGUAGGCAGGCGAGUUACCUGAUCAAAAAAUGUAGUGAGUAUUGUUUUCUAAUGUGUAUGCAGAAGGCAGAUUAGAAAUGGCAGACCAUGAGGGUGGAAGGGGAGAGUUUGGAGUGGGAAUGGACUUGUAAAUGGUUUAUAAAAAUAGGGACAGAAGGAGAUACAAAAUGUGACAAAACUGCAAGCUGCAGGCUGUUUAUUGGAGGGGUAAACUGCCCCUCUUUACCUCCUUAUUUCCUGAGCCUAUAAUUACAGUGUAAUAAUAUCUCAUGAUUUUGUUAUUAAUAAUAAAUAUGCUUAGCUCACUUCAAGAAAUCCAGAAUCUGAGCAAAGCGUACUUGGUCCCUGACCUCAUGGACCUUAAAUUGUAGUGGGAAGGAUAGACACAAAUCAGACACUCAACAUAGAAAGAAAAUAACAGUAGCAGUGUUUGGGUAAUGGGAUUUUGGGUAAUUUUUAUUUUCUGCCUAAUAUCUUUUAGUACUUGACAGUUUUUCUCUAGUAUAUUUUAAUUAUAAGAUCUAUAAAUAUUACACAAAUCUUCAAAGACAACUCUCCAUCAAAAAUAGUUCAAAUGACGCUUCGGAGGCCAGCAUAGCAGGGGCGGGGGUUUAGGGACCAUGGUUUCAGGGGACAUCUAGGUCAAUUGGCAUAAUAAAAUCUAUUAAAACAUUCUGCAUCCCAUUUUGGAGUGUCAUGUCUGGGGUCUUAAAAGCUAGCAAGCGGCCAUCUAAGAUGCAACAAUUGGUCUCAACUCACCUGGAGCAAAGGAGGAUGAAGACCACCAAAGUCACAAGGAGCCCACUUUGCAGCUUUCCCAUUUUUGUAGAAUGCUGUAAACAGUUGUCAAAGUUAUUCUUCGAGAAACGAAGAGUUGCAACUUCUUUCUAAUAGCAGAACUUCUGUACUUUCAUUCAAUGCCUAACGUUGCGGAAACAGAAAGGUCAAGUGAUUCCGGAAAUGAUGAGCACAAACCUGAGAGAAAGUCUCCGGAAGAGAACCUACCAGGUGCUAUAAAAUCUUUCUGCACAAGUGCCUCACCAGCACCCUUGGGUCCUAAAGGAGAUGGUCAUUAUCCAUGGAGUUGUCCGGUGACUCAUACUCGGGAAAAAAUUUAUGCCAUCUGCUCAGACUUUGCUUUUCUCAACCAGGCAGCCUCAAUCUACACAACUCCGAAUCCAGCCCGCUCUUCUUGCCUUCCUGAUAACAGCUCUUUAGCUGCUGGAAAUAAUUCUUCAAGGUAUACUGGCAUCCCGACUAGUGCAUCGGAAAGAAUCUAUAGUGAAGAAAAUAGCUUGGAAAACGUAUCCAGCAGCCUGGGCAAGCUGCCUCUUGCGUGGGAAAUUGAUAAAUCUGAAUUUGAUGGGAUGACUACGAAUUUGAAACACAAAUCAGGCAAUGUAAAGAAACAAAUUUCUAAGAAAAAGACUUCAGAUAAAAAAGGAAGACAUCAGAGAGAAUGUCCUCAGCAUUUUCCUCUUGAAGAUAUUAAACAGCGGAAAGUAUUAGACCUCAGACGAUGGUACUGCAUAAGCCGGCCACAAUAUAAGACUUCUUGUGGUAUCUCCUCAUUAAUUUCUUGUUGGAAUUUCUUAUAUAGCACAAUGGGAGCUGGAAAUCUUCCACCUAUUACCCAAGAAGAGGCUUUACACAUUUUGGGCUUUCAACCCCCAUUUGAAGAUAUUAGGUUUGGCCCCUUCACUGGAAAUACAACACUUAUGAGAUGGUUUCGACAAAUUAAUGACCACUUCCAUGUAAAAGGAUGUUCUUAUGUUCUGUAUAAACCUCAUGGGAAGAAUAAGACAGCUGGAGAAACCGCUUCAGGGGCCUUGUCAAAGUUAACCCAUGGAUUGAAAGAUGAGUCACUGGCUUACAUCUAUCAUUGCCAAAACCAUUAUUUUUGUCCAAUUGGCUUUGAAGCAACGCCUGUCAAAGCUAAUAAAGCAUUCAGCAGGGGCCCCCUUUCAACACAUGAAGUAGAGUAUUGGAUCUUAAUUGGAGAAUCAAGUAGAAAACAUCCUGCCAUUCACUGUAAAAAAUGGGCAGAUAUUGUUACUGAUCUAAACACUCAAAAUCCAGAAUAUCUAGAUAUCCGGCACUUAGAGAGAGGACUGCAGUAUCGAAAAACAAAGAAGGUUGGGGGAAAUCUGCAUUGCAUCAUAGCAUUCCAGAGACUUCACUGGCAAAGAUUUGGCCUUUGGAGCUUUCCAUUCGGAACCAUUAGACAAGAAUCACAACCUCCGCCGCAUGCCCAGGGAAUCGCCAAAUCCGAGAGUGAAGACAACAUCUCCAAGAAGCAGCACGGGCGGCUGGGCCGGUCUUUCAGUGCCGGUUUCCACCAGGACUCCUCGUGGAAAAAGGUGUCUAGUGUCCACGAGAGAAGGAACAGUGGCUACCAGGGUUACAGUGAUUAUGAAGGGAAUGAUUGACUGUGCUGGCUUCUGAACAACUGGUGUAUCCAACUAGUUGGUGUAUCCAACUGGUAUCUGCAGCUGUGUUAAGACAGUAGGAGAUUUUAUUAAUCUGCAGUACAUAUGAAUAGAUUUUGUGGUACAAACAUAAUCUUGUAGUUCUCCAGUAAAUAAGCUUGUAUAUGAUUACGAUGGAUAACCUCAGAUAUAUGAGCAGAUAAACCUAGAUUAUUGUCCUUUUAAAGUUAAGAGUAAUAUGGACAACCAGAAUAAAAAGUUUCACAAAAUCCAAUUAAAUUAUGACUGCUAUCUAAAAAAAGUCAAACACAAAUUCACAUAGUAGUAUCGAGACAUGAAAUACUCAAGCAUGAAAUUAUUUCAUUCCUUAGACAGUUUUAUCCUAAGAUCAAGAAGUUAAGGGACCAUCUGCCCUUUUAAAAAAAAGUUGGGGCCGUCAAUUUCUAGUUUUUUCUCUUACAGUAAACGCUCAUUUAAAAUUAUUUAGUGAGUCUGGUAGUUCUUUUGCUUGUAGCAGUAUCUUGCCUGACUCAUUUGAUUUGCUGGUUAACUUUCUCAGGAUUCUCAAUUAAAAGGCAAAAGAGAAGAGACUCAAGAAACUGAUCUUUUCUAGUGGUGCAAGAGAAUGACUUAGCACAUUGAUUCAGGAUAUUCUUGACUUUCUUGACUUGGUAUGUUACCAUCAAAUAUUGACAAGAGCUUUAGGUCUCGGAAGACUUCUGUAAAUUCAGAAUAAAAACUUUUUUGGGGGGGGUGGAGGGGGUAGAGUAAAAGAGCAAGGGAAUGUGAAGUUUUUAUACCCAAGGUCAUGUGCAAAAUGAGAUGCCGUAUUUGAUUGGCCCUUCGAUAUGGGGUCGUUUGGUGACAAAAGCAUUACAGCUGCACUGGGGAUGCUCAAGCCACUCAGAAGACAGCUGUCCAUAUUCCAUUUCCAAACUCUGAGCUGUUUGUUUCUUUAAACCAUAUAGACGAUGAGCUGUUAAAAGUGAGUGUUACAUUUUAAGAAGGUGUGAAUUUCCUAUAUUUGAGUUCUCUCUACCUGCUGUAGAUUUUUCUUCCAAUGCUAACCUGUGACUCACAAAAGACCAGGAUGUCUUGUUCCAGGACUCCAAUCGGUAACUUGAUUGCUACAAGGUGCUGAAUAUGUUGGUAACCAUAUUGCAAUACACCUCAAAGAAAGGGUCCAGAUCUUAUUUUUAAAAUAUUUUCAGUUUUUUGUCUUUUGAAUUUUGUAUCCAUUUAUCCACUCACACGUGCUGAGCCUACAGAAAGGGUCACGUACUAUGAAGUGGUCAUUUUUCUGAAGAGAAUAUUUUGCUUGAAAUGCAAAGGAUUGAAAGAGAUUUGUAGGUUGUUGAUUUUGUUACUUCAUACUGGGACUUUUAAAAAAUUUUCACCAAAUAAAGUUUUGUUUUCUACUUUUAUUCAUGUGAAUGUUUUUGAACCUUUGUUUUGGGCAGGGAGUACCCUUAAGAUUUUGUUUGAAGUGCAUAGUAAUUUGCAAAUUCUGCUUGAGUAAUGUGUUAUAAGAAACCACCCUGUUACCUCUUUUAUAUCAGUGAAACAAUAGUCAACGAAAUGAUGAUUAUAAUUUUAGAUUUCUCUAAUACUUUACAAUAGGAAAUAGAACAUGUAAUUCUUGUAUUAGCUCGAAUCAAAUGAAGAUGCCAUUUUUGUAGGUCAGACAUAUGGUCGGAUAUCAGCAAUCUCAUAUAGUUCAACUGAAUAUUUCAGAGAAGUAAGCAGGAAGAGCCAAGAGGAAAGGAAACAAGUGUAAUUCAAAGUAAAAAAAAUAAUAGGGUAACACUGAGGAAAGGAGGAUGAGUUUAUGCAGACUGCGUAUUGACCAUGAUCAAAUUUUAUAAGUCUUGAUAUAUAUGAUCACUGAAUAACUUGGCUUUCAAGUUUGGCAGUUAUUAAGGAAAGACAGAUUUACAGAGGCUGCUUUUCCAGAAAUUUUAAGCAAGAGUUACUGCAUACUUCUCUUCAAGAGCAAUAACAUUCCUGUCAGACUUGAUUUCUUGGUCAUCUCUUUUUAGGGAUCUCCAUAGAAGCAUGAAGGUUCAAAUCUUGGCUCUGUACGUGCUAACUGUAUGACCUUGGGCAAGUUAAGAUUAAUUUUUCUAUGUUUAUUAUUUGUAAAAUGGGGGUGAUAAUAAUACCUGUUUCUUAAAAUGUUCUGAAAAAUAAAUAAGUUAAUACAUGUAAAGCGUUGAGAACAGUGCCUCAGGUAUAAAAAGUGCCAUUUAAGUGCUUUCUAUUGUUAUUAUCCCAAAAGGUGUAUAUUUUACUGCUCAGAUUCUUUAUAGAGAGCCCUUUAAACAGCAAAGAGCCAAUUGAUUGUAAAUCAAAUAUACAGCCCUUAGUUACUGCUCCCUCAAAAGAAUAUUUUGUUUU
Molecule: messenger RNA, 6236 nt
Organism: Loxodonta africana (African savanna elephant)
Lineage: Eukaryota; Metazoa; Chordata; Mammalia; Proboscidea; Elephantidae
Gene: BIVM
Product: basic, immunoglobulin-like variable motif containing
Exons: 10
Coding region: 2328-3839 (503 amino acids)
Source: RefSeq, a predicted model, not a curated record